Messenger RNA from Puntigrus tetrazona (Sumatra barb), 4276 nucleotides. Its product is annotated as connector enhancer of kinase suppressor of ras 3-like. The record is from RefSeq and is a predicted model, not a curated record. Lineage: Eukaryota; Metazoa; Chordata; Actinopteri; Cypriniformes; Cyprinidae. The transcript has 13 exons. Gene Ontology annotation, molecular function: protein binding. Gene Ontology annotation, cellular component: membrane; cytoplasm. Bases 201 to 1829 code for a protein of 542 amino acids. Gene Ontology annotation, biological process: regulation of signal transduction.
GAUGAACUCUUCUCCUCGUGAGUUCAUCCCGACCGCUCAGUCCGUGCUGGGGAAUCUGCUGGCUCGCUUACUUGUGGAUUUCCAGAGCUCACACUGAAAGAAUGCUCUUCUUCCACAGUGCCGGCGCGCGCUUCGUUCCUUCUUUAUUAUUAAUCUCGUUUGAGAAUCGCUCUAACCGGUCGGACUGAAGUUUUCAAGCGAUGGAUCCAGUAACGAGGUGGACACCAAAACAGGUUGUUGACUGGAUGAGGGGUCUGGAUGACAGUCUACAACAGUAUGUGCACAACUUUGAGAGAGAGAAGAUUAACGGCGAACAUCUACUGAAGAUCUCCCACCAGGACCUCGAGGAACUGGGCAUUGCCCGCAUUGGCCACCAGGAACUGGUUUUAGAGGCCGUAGAUCUCCUCUGUGCUCUGAACUAUGGUGUGGAGACGGAUAACUUGAAGAACCUGGUGCUGAAGAUGAGAGCUGUGACCAAAAGCCUUCACACGGCGACAUCAGAACGAAGGAAGAGCCCUACAUAUGAAAGCAACACGUCUAGCAAGCUCCCGAACGAAUUCCUGUCCUCUGUGGUUGAACUUAUCGGAGCAGCCAAAAGCCUCCUGGCAUGGCUGGACAGAACUCCAUUGACGGGGAUCAGUGACUUCACCACCACCAAGAACAAAAUCAUUCAGUUGUGUCUGGACCUGACCACUACAGUGCAACAGGACUACGCUAUCUACGACAUGGAGGAGAAGAUUUUGGAUGUUUCAAAGGUAUUGAACGGUAUUUGCGACCAGACCGUGAGAACCACCUCUGAUCCUCUCAUGAGCCAGUCAGCAUGUCUGGAUGAAGUUCAGCUGACCAACAUCAAACCAGGAGAGGGACUGGGCAUGUACAUAAAAUCCACCUACGAUGGACUUCAUGUCAUCACUGGCACCACUGAACAUUCCCCAGCAGAUAUGACGCGCAAGAUCCAUGCUGGAGAUGAAGUCAUCCAAGUCAAUCAGCAGACAGUGGUGGGUUGGCAGCUUAAGAACCUGGUUGCUAAGCUGAGAGAAGACCCUAAAAGUGUGGUGCUCCUUUUAAAGAAAAGGCCCACAGGAACCUCAGGAUUCACCCCAGCACCUCUCAAAAACAUGCGCUGGAAACCGCCCGUGCCUCAGAGCUCCACGUCUCCUAGUAAGAGUCAGUCAGACAAUUCUACCAAACUCUGCGGUAGGAAGGACAAGCCAGCCAUACUGGACCUGUACAUCCCUCCACCUCCAUCAGUGCCUUACACGCCACGGGAAGUACGGAACAGCUCGUACACCAGCCUUAAUGUCAGGCCCAAAGGCUCUGAGUCUCCAAACUCCUUCCUGGAUCUGGAGAGCCACCGGCGCUUCACUAUUGCAGACUACGACAAACUGUCCGUUCAACCACUUGAGGUCAACGUACAGAUGCGUCCAAGGGGAAGAUCCUCAUCACAAGGUAAACCAAGACCUCUGUCAAUGCCUUCGGAUACGUGUUUGAGCGUGGCAGACCUGUACGCAAAGCCCUGGACUCAGGGACGGAAAGGUGAAGAUCUUCUGUACAGAUACCUAAGCAACGAGCGCAUACCGACUAUCGCCGAGGAGGCCCCGGGCCCAGGCUCGUCUUACAAGUUCACCGCCGAAAGACCCGCUUAUGGGUCCGACUACUCGCGAAACAGCCGAUUCCUUGUCGCCGCGGAUCUACACAACACCGCCACCAUACCCUAUCAAGAGGACUUAGUCAAAAAGACCCCCAUGACCUCCACCCCCAAACGGCCCCCCGCGGAGCCCUCGCUACUGGUCAGUUGGAUCACACGGCUUAAGCUAUUGACUCACUAAUGUCAGCUUGCCUUCACCCUUUGUCCAGCUGUGUGCGGUGACUCUUUUCUCAUGUACUUUUUCAUGCUUUCACUCUCCUUUUCUCGGGUAUUUCUUUGCGCCUCUUAUUUGUCUACAUUACCGCUCGACUAGAAUGCGUCUAAAAUGACUAGAAUUGAAAGGUUUGGAAACACGUGGGCAGAAUUGAGAUACAUUAUCUCUGCUUUACUCAGCGGUCUUUUGGGAAACAAUGACUCGUACGCCGCAGUGUUAAUUCGCAUAUUAAGCCACUUGAAAAUGUCUAUCUACCUCAGCACUUUCCUCGGUGGAAUCCUUGAAACUCCAAGCAUUCAUGCAACAGUAGUGCAUAGUUUAUGGAUGGAGAAAAUCCCAUUCCUAUUAAGCCCUAUGUCUUUCCAAACUAUUUAGUCAACUAAUUUCUAAUUAGAGAAACAAAAACGCAUCCUGCUGUUUCUCUUGUCUUUGCGCUUUGGAUGUAAAACCUUCAAUAGAUGUAAUUGGAGGGUUCAGCAAACUUUCUGUUUUCCAAGGUUUCUAUGAGUUUCAUCAUGGUUACAUUUUAUUGCUUUCUUUGUGUGUUAAGAGUAUGUUUUUUGAGUAAGUUAUUUUUGUUUUACACCAAAGGAAAUACGCAUUUUAUUUUUUUAUUUUUUUUUUUUUUUUUUGCAUUUGCGGUAAUGGGCUUUGCGUUUGCGGUAUGUACAUGCGUAUAUUGAUUGGAUUUUUUUUUUUUUUUUUUUUUUUUUUUUUUUAUGCUUACAGCAUUUUUUUCUCCUUAUUUUUUAAGGUAUAGUUCACUCAAAGAGGAAUUCUGACAUAAGUCGUUCCAGAUCUGCGGUGUUUAUGCAUUCGCAGGUUUUCCCAACGUUAAUAUUCUGCACCGUAAAUUGAAUUUUUAGGGUAUUAAAAAGAACGGCUCAGACGUUGUUCGAAAAUGUCCUUUUGUGUUCCACAACGUAGAGAAAAUGAUAAGGGUUUUUGAAUUAAGGGUAAGUGACUUAUGGCAGCUUUCUUAGCUUGUCACUGUAAAAUGCUUUUUAGUCAUAGCUGAUGGCAAAUUAAUGUUUGAUUGAGGAAUCGGUCGCGGUUACAGGCUCUGGACCUUCCAGAUAAAUAAGAUUGAGCACUGUAGUAAUCACAGAUCUUUCAAAGGUAAACUCUGACAUCGGCUGUAAUGUUGUUUCCAAUGAAUGCUGGGUUUUAUAUCAGUAUUUUGCAUUGCUGGAUUAUGCAGAAGGGAUUAUGUCAUAUUUUCUUUUGUACCAAACAUACAUUUUGUACCCCAUUAGUUGCUUUUUUCCAUUAAAGCUGCUGUCCCAGAUGUUUUUGUGUUGUCUUCACUGAAUUAUCCGGUCGUCUUCAUUAAAAAGACGCAGAUGCGGGUGAUCUGUAAUAUUCUAGCGCUGACUAAAGAUUUCGAAACUGAAAGAUUUAAAUAGAAAAGUGAUUUGUAUGCAGCGACGUGGAAGGUACAAUGGUAUCCUAAAUGUUUAUGAAACCAUGUUCAUGCCAAGUGAAGUUUGUUUGAAAUGUGCUGAUCUUAAGUAAAAAUGACAGUAAAAAUGUGUACCUAUGGUAAUAAAUUAAAAGUAAAACGAUAAUUGUUCCUUCUUAAAACGGCUUUAAAUCUUUGCAUUUUCACACCCGGUGUCAAUUGUGAGCUCCGAACAUUGUGAACGACUUCGAGAGAGAGUACUUUUCUCUUAGUUUCCGUUCCUUUUACGGUUUUUCUAUCUAUUUCUGCGACCUGCCUGUAUCUAUCAUUUCAACUAAUAAUUUUACUCAAUGUUUCAUUCAUACUGACAUCUUCGAUCUUCCCGUGUUUGUUGCUUCGCCCUCAAAAUCUGAAACCUGCUUGUCGCUUUAUUGAAGAAAUGCAUUGAUCCUUGAGUAAAAUAGCAAAUAAGCAACAGGCGUGGAAUGCAAAUGGACUCAUAUUUAGUGCUAUGCAAUAAUAUUCACGCACAGUGUAAUAUAAUAUCAUAUAAUUAAUGCUGUCAAACGAUUAAUCGCAUCCAAAAUAAAGGUUUUCGUUUCCUUAAUACAGUAUAUGUGUGUUUACUGUGUAUAUUUAUUACGUAUACACACACACAUGUGUUAAUAUGUAGAAAUAUACAAACAACAUGCGUGCGUAUACGUAAUAAAUAUACACAGAUUAUGCACUUUUUUUCAUCAAUUUUGAAUCGUUUGACACCACUAAUUACAUGCAUGAAUAUUAUUGCUUGUUUUGUGACUGAUGCAUGGGAAUGCGUAACUUUUUGCUCUUCUCUUUUUUUUAUGAGAUACACUUUUUAUGAUACACAAUCAUUAGCCUGUAAACUGUAGCUUUGGAGAGAGUCCCCUCCAGGGUGCACAUUGGCUUCUACGUGAACUCUUCGCUCAAGAAGGAACGGGAUGAAUUGGGAAACGUUGAAGUGGAGCGCAGAGCUCAGUGGUCUUGUCCGUGA